Messenger RNA from Danaus chrysippus (African queen), 675 nucleotides. NCBI's taxonomy places the organism in Eukaryota, Metazoa, Arthropoda, Insecta, Lepidoptera, Nymphalidae. The record is from the annotation of a GenBank genome assembly.
AUGGCAGAAGAAUUAAAACCUGUUAAAGACGAAGACCUAAAACAACUCAAAGAACGUAUGCAAUUAAUUGCUGAGGCAGAUCCAUCACAAUUCCAUAAUGAUUAUUCCUUGAAGAGAUACUUAAGGGCUUUCAAAACUGUGGAUAAUGCAUUUCAGGCUAUUUUAAAAAGUAACAAAUGGAGAGUUGAAUACGGUGUAGCCAAUUUGCAUGAAAACCAUGAAUUAAUUGAGAAAUAUUCUAAUCGAGCUAGAGUUCUUCGUCAUAGAGAUAUGAUUGGGAGACCAAUUGUGUACAUUCCUGCCAAAAACCACAGCUCCAGUGAUAGAAGUAUUGAUGAACUUACAAAGUUUAUUGUCUACUGCUUGGAAGAUGCAAGCAAGAAAUGUUUUGAGGAAGUUAUUGACAAUCUAUGUAUUGUUUUUGACCUUAAUAAUUUCACAUUAUCCUGCAUGGACUACCAAGUUUUAAAAAAUCUUAUCUGGCUACUCAGCCGGCAUUAUCCAGAAAGACUUGGAGUUUGCCUCAUUAUAAAUGCACCAACUUUUUUCUCUGGCUGCUGGGCCAUUAUAAAAGGAUGGCUGGAUGAAAAUACCGCAGGCAAAGUUACUUUUGUCAACUCGGAAAUGGAUCUUUGUCAGUAUUUGAUACCUGAUAUAUUACCAACGGAUAUGUAA